This is a messenger RNA of Nanorana parkeri, 1579 nucleotides long. Its product is annotated as RNA-binding protein 12B-B-like. Gene Ontology annotation, molecular function: RNA binding. Gene Ontology annotation, cellular component: nucleoplasm; ribonucleoprotein complex. Gene Ontology annotation, biological process: regulation of RNA splicing. The record is from RefSeq and is a predicted model, not a curated record. The transcript is spliced from 2 exons. Bases 30 to 1562 code for a protein of 510 amino acids. Lineage: Eukaryota; Metazoa; Chordata; Amphibia; Anura; Dicroglossidae.
CAUGUUUUUCUUUCUACAGGUAACUAAGAAUGAGUGUUACUCUUCGGUUACAGGGUCUUUCCAAUAGGGCAAAUUCUUAUGAUAUUCGAAAAUUCUUUGUUGGGCUGGACAUUCCCCAGGGAGGGGUUCAUAUCAUUGGUGGAUCAGAUGGUGAAGCUUUUGUUGAUGUUGCAACAUGGGACAAUGCUUAUGAAGCACUUCAGAUGUCAGGCCUGAAAAUAAGGGAUUCCGUAAUACAAAUUUCAGUUGUCUCCUCUGAAGAAAAGCAGCAAGCUUUGGAAAACUGUGAUAAGGUCAAAGAUUCUGCUCAUGGUAGAAAUGGUACUCAUGAGAAAAAAAGUAACAAGGGCAGAGAUGCUCGUUCCCGCAGAAAUAUUUCCCAUUUACGAGUGGACAUUAAUGACUUUGAACCGACUCCUUCAGAUAUCAGACAUUUCUUUAAGGGUAUUUAUAUUAGAGACAUCGUGUUCUCUAAAGAUGAAGAUUCACCUGGGAAUGUGAUUGUAAUAAUCAUGUUUGGCAACAGAGCAGAUGCAACAGAAGGCUAUAACAGAUACAAGGAUAGCAAGAUCCUACGCAUAAUGUGGUCAAGUGAAAGCGAGUGGAUAAAAUAUGGUGGUAGACUUGAUGACGAUGAAGAUGACUGCAAUUCAAGCACCUCAAAAAAUAGCAGGAGAAGAACACAUUCUAGGUCUGCACGAAGGCGAUCUAGGUCCCCUCGAAGACGUUCUCGGUCUCCUCGAAGAUAUACUAGGUCUCCAUUAAGUUCUUCUAGAACCCCAAGUCAAUCUGAAGAACAGGAUUCCACAAACACUGAGGAAUACCAUGUGCGAUUGAUGAACUUGAGCUACCGUGCUAAAAGGGAUGACAUCAAAAAGCUCUUUCAUAACCAAGUGCGUGAUGAUCACAUUGUAUUUGUGUAUGAUGAAAAAGGUCAUAGAACAAGAGAAGGGUUUGCCACGUUCACGAGGGAGGAGCACUACAGGAAGGCUCUAACGUUAAACAGAGUAAUGUUGAAAGGAUAUAAGUUGUAUAUCUCCCUUAUCUCGAAAUCAGAUAUGCAAAGAUCACUUUCAAGCAAAGGGCAAAGCAGUGGUAACUUUCAAGCAUACCUUUAUCUAAGAAACUUUUCUCCUGAUGUCACUAAAAGUGAUGUUAAAGAAUUCUUUGUGGACUUUCCUUUGAGCGACGACGAUAUUUUUCUGUUGCUUGACAAAAAUAAUACUUGUCUUGGGGAUGUGUUGGUAAAGCUCUCUUCGUUAGAAGAAACAUUCGGGGCUGAAAAACUAGACGGUACCACAUUCAAGGACAGCCGAAUAUCACUAAAGGUGAUUUAUGAGAAUAAGUUGACGUCUUUUCUCCAGUCGAAUGGUUUGCACAAGAUGCCGCCAGAUCUGAAUGAAUGCGUAACUCAAGAAGAUGAUCCAUCUGAAGAUGAGGUUACCCAAGAAAAUGACACUCCUGAUGAUGAGCCAAUUAUACAAGAUCUGGAUACACCAGAAGAUGACUCUGCUGUCCAGAAGGAUAGCCCGCCAGAGUGCGUUUCUCAAGCAGAUGAUUAACCUUUAUCAAAAUGUGU